CGCCCUUGCACCGUGACCUAUUGUUGUCAUGUGACGUGUUUGUUGACGAUGAGGUCACAGCCCGAAAUGGGAAGUUUUGUAGUUGUGCAAGUUCUUGCAGCUGCGUUGUCAUCUUUAUUGACGUGUGCGAGCUUGCAGACGUCCUUAUAGCGAGUGCGGAGCUCCUCAAAGAUUCUUAAGAUGGGCGUGUUCCGUGGUUGCCAGGUAACCCUGGAGCUGACGGGUGUCACACUUCCAUAUAAGGAGAAGAAGAGGCUGAGGGAACUCGUCACACAGAAUGAUGGCAUCAUCUCUUACAUCAUCAACAAAAAGACUUCAUUUCUGGUACUGGGGAACAAAGAAAGGACGGACAGCUACAAAUGCCGGACGGCGGUGAAACUCGGCCUGCCCGUGGUCUCGCUAGAGUACAUCGAGGCCUGCGUACAGGCAGAGGAGCUGCUCCACACCGACAGCUUCCUAUUGGUCGGGAAGAGCGUUGCUGACGAGUUUUCUACGGGCAAAAUCGCAGCCCCAAGAAGCCUGAAGCAGGCAGAAGUAAAGAAGGUGACCGUAGACAUCAACAAAAUCAAGGUGUGGAAACAAGGAGAAAAUGGUCCAGAUGGAGCUUUCAAACCUGUGUACUCCAAAGAUACCAGAGGAGAUCAUCACUUGGUAGACGGAAAAUUUGAGGUGGCCAAGUAUGUCUUCUUACAGAAAGAUACUCAGUCUGGUAAGGUGACCAAGAAGGGUUCAGCUGCAGCUGUACUGCAGGUGCUGGAGCUACAGGUGGCAUCAGGUGAACCUGAUAACUCGAAAGGAGAGUUCAAGUACAGGGUCAUGACACAGGAGACAGGUGGCGCCAAAGAGUACAGGUACGUCCAGACGACCGAUGAGGCAGUACAAGUGUACGGUAUCCUGUACGAUAGGUACACCAAACAUCCGCACAACUUCCGCAGGGCGGGGCCUGAUGGGGACACGCCCUGGACAGUUGGGUCUCCUCAACUGCUUCAGACAUUGAGUGAGGUUCAGACCCACACAGCCAGCGUCUCCCCCAGUGUCCUGGCUCUGGUGGACUCACUCUGGGAGGAGGCUCUGGGAAACCUGUCUCACGUCAUCAAUGGAGAUGUACUACACAUCAAAGUGGACCAGAUCGACAAGGCAGAAGCACUACUUCUACAGCUAAAGCAGGCUGUUGAAAGGAAGGCAGCGAAUGAUGAGCUUCAGAAACUCUCCUCGGAGUUUUACAGCGCCAUCCCCCACCGACCCGUCCACAAGUGUGUCAUCAGGAAUAAAAGGAUAAUAGCACGGAAACAGGACAUGUGUCAGCUGAUUCGAGACAUGGUGAGCGUGAGUGAGGCCACCAGCUGGGCGUCUCGCCCGAGCGCCGUCGCCAGGUAUCACGCCCUCAGGUGUAACAUCCAACCACUGGACAGGGACAGCGAAGACUGGCGUAGUAUGGAGUCCACGAUUCACUCCAGCCAAGGGAAGGGUGGGCAAUCCAUCAGAGUUGAGAACGUGUUCAGGGUGUGUCGCUCCGUGGAGGAAGCUGGGUUCAACUCUGCCAUCGGUAAUGUCCAAACCAAGUUCCACUCCUCACAGGCACAGAACUUUGUUGGCAUCUUGUCAAGAGGUCUGCUGCUCCCCAAGGUCGUUGUUGAUGACUUUGGUGGAACCAGAACUGACGCAGGCAUGCUGGGACAUGGCAUCUACUUCUCAGAUGCAAGCACCAGUGCAGCAUACUCCUCUCCCAACAAGCACAGAGGUACCAGAUACAUGGUAGUGAGUGAGGUAGCAUUGGGGAAGUGUAAGGAUGUGUACAAACACGACACCAGCCUGACACAACCACCUCAGGGGUACAACAGUGUGCAUGGAGUCAAGGGGACUGAGGAGAUCACUUCAGAGUUUAAGGAUGAUGAAUAUGUCAUCUACAAUGUUGAACAGCAAAAAAUGAGGUACCUAGUGGAGUUCUCAUUGCCAGGUGAUCAGGUGACACCUGUGGAUGAGACUGCGUACCUGCACCUGCUGACACCUGAAGUGGAGGCAGAGGAAGAUGCAAACAAGAUCUCCCUUGAAGAUGUCCAGAACAUUGCUGACCCUCUGGACAAGGUGACAGGUGGGCUGAUCUCCAAACACGGGGAGGAGACCCCCGUCCCGCUCAAGUCUGUCCACGUCAGAGCCAAGCUCCUGGACUUAGCUGCACAGGUUGUUGUGUUGCAGUCCUAUAAGAACGAAAACAAUGUCGCCAUCGAGGCCAAGUACGUUUUCCCGCUAGACGACAUGGCGGCGGUGGUCGGGUUUGAAGCGUUCAUCAACGGGAAGCACGUGGUCGGAGAGGUGAAGGGAAAAGAGGAGGCACAUCGCGAGUACCGACAGGCGAUCAGCGAGGGACAUGGAGCGUACCUCAUGGACGAAGAAACACCUGAUGUAUUCACAGUGAGUGUAGGGAACCUGCCCCCCAGAGCCAGUGUGCUUAUCAAGAUCACCUACGUCGCUGAGCUGGCAGUGGAGGGAGAAAACAUCUGCUUCAGACUACCUGGCAGCGUCGCUCCCUGGCAGAAAGAUUCACUCUCUGAGAAGAUCCAAAAGGACCUGGAAACAGUCAAGGUGGAAAAGGAUGCUGGGAAAGAAUUUUCCCUCCAGGUUGCCAUGGAGAUGCCCUUUGACAUCAGGACAAUCCAAUCACCAUCUCAUAAAAUCAGAGUAAAGAGGACAGCAAGCAAGGCUGUAGUGGAGCUGGAGAAGAACUGCAUGCUGGGAGCUGGUUUCCUGCUGCAGGUUGGGCUGGCGGAGAUCCACGUACCCAGGAUGUGGGCGGAGCGGCACCCUGACAAGGACAGCCAGGCCUGUAUGCUGACCUUCUACCCAGAAUUCCAAGCAGAGGUCAUGCAGGGUCAUGAGGUUAUCCUCCUCUUGGACGGGUCCAACUCCAUGCGGGGGUCGGCUCUGGAGGCAGCCAAGAAAGUCGCCCUGCUCUGUCUGUGCCAUCUACCAAAGGAAUGUAGCUUUAACGUUGUUGCCUUUGGCACAGGAUAUGAGGAACUGUUUGCUGUGAGCCAGUCCAGAACCAAGUCCAAUGUCUCCAAGGCUGAAACCUUUAUCCAGAAUCUGAAAGCAUCCAAGGGAAACACAGAUGCAUGGAGGCCCCUGCGUGGGUUCUUCCUGCUUCCGCCGUUGGGUAAAACGCGGAACGUGCUCCUCAUCUCUGACGGACACGUGAACAACCCUGACCAGACUCUUAGCGACGUCCACCAGCACUACCAGGAGACAAGGGUCUUCAGCUGUGGGGUGGGGUCAACUUCCAACAAACAUCUGCUGCGAGCCCUAGCCAGAGUGGGAGGGGGCGCUUUUGAGUAUUUUGAUGAUAAAACCAAGUCUAAAUGGGAAAAGAAGGUGAAGUCUCAGCUGUGGAAAGCUGCCCAGCCGGGCCUGACGUCCGUGUCAGUUGAUUGGCAGCAGUGGGAUGAUGAUGCCCCGCCUCCUGUCCAAGCCCCCAAUCAGAUCGUCUCUCUCUUCAACGGCUCUCGUCAAGUGGUGUAUGGCUACGUCCCACACUGCACUCAGGCCACCCUGAAGGCUGUCAUCAACAACCGGGAAAUCAGCACCAUGGUCUCCACCACUGAACUCAGCAUCACCACAGGCAAGAUCCUGCACCAGCUGACGGCCCGUGCUGUCAUCAGAGACUGGGAGGACGGAACCCUGCACUCAGACAGGAUGCACCAUGAGACCAAGAAAAUGGGGCUGAAGCCAUACAUUAUUGACCUUAGUAAGGAGUACUCCAUCGUCACACAGUUCACCAGCUUUGUAGCUGUGGAGAAGAGGGAAAAGGAUGAAGACCUGACAACCGGUGAAGGUCCAAGUAUUGCAGAACUGGUGGAAAAGGAGAGUGUGGACAUCUUAUCCUACAUGGGGUGGGAGAGGGACAAAGGGGAAGAGGAGGCAGAGAAUAAAGUGCUCGAUGAAAAGAUCAAAGAAAAGGCCAUUGAACACAGUUUGGAGUUCUACACCACUGCAGUGGAGACUGCAAAAAGGGAGCUUCCCCCAACCCAUCCAACAGUGUUGCAGUCACAGCUCUCUGUGGCAAUGUUUUAUCACGACAAAUUGAAUAUGCCGGAGAAGGCCUGCCUGGUUGCAAAGGCUGCCUUUGACGAUGCGAUCGCGGAGUUGGAUACUCUGAGCGAGGAAAGUUACAAGGACUCGACCUUGAUAAUGCAGCAGUUGAGAGAUAACUUGACCUUGUGGUCUGCUGAGGAUGGAGAAGAAGUCUUAGAGAAAAAAGCCAACGGAAAGAAAAAGGUCAUGCAAGAAGCUGAAUAUUUAAUGGAAGACAUGGAUCUGGGGAUAUAUAUGGAGAUGGGAGGUGCUGGUAAAGACAAGUUAUGUGCUGUUUCAUCCAGCUCAGAGGAGAACGAAUCUGAUGACUCGUGGGGAACAGAUUCAGACUCUCCAGUAUAUGAGUGUGGAGCAAUGUAUGAGGAAGAAGGUGAGAAAACAGCAAGAAAGAAAUAUUCAUCAUCAGAGGAAGAAGAGAGUGAAGAAGAGAUGGGGUUUGGGCUGUUUGAUGAUGACGAAGGUAGGAUGGCAGAAGGUAAGAAAACAGCAAGAAAGAAAGUUCCAUCAUCAUUUGAGGAAGAGAUUGAAGUACAGAUGGGGUUUGCACGUCUGUUUGAUGAUGGUGAAGUUAGGAUGGCAGCUCCUGAAGAAAAAGGGACUAUGGCAAAGAUGGAGAAGAAGAAGAAGAAGGUUGCUCCUCUUGCUGAGACUUACCAGAUGAAGGCUAAUGCUUUGCAAUUGGGAAAAGGACGGUUUGCAACUACUUUGAGGUCAAGGUCGGAUAACCGUCGCUCUCCAGCAUACAGCCCAACUUCACCUACUGAGGAAGCCACAGAGGCCGAGUACACAAAGCCUAAACCUCUAGCUCGGAAAAUGGCACCAAGGAGGGUAGAAAAGGAGAAAGAGCCAGAGGCGCCAAGCCCACACUUCUCAAAGAUGUCUGCAAAGUUCUUGACCCGAGAAGCUGAAAGGGGAAAGUCCUCUUACAGAGUGUCAGAUGAAGUUCAGGCUCGUGUAGAUCGCCUUGAUGAUCUAGUAGAAAAAGCUGAUGCUCUUAGUGCACAAGCCGCAGUAUUUGGUGCUUCAACAACCAUUUCUAAAGAUGAUGGCCUCUUUGCUGGUUCAACAGAGGCAAGUGUGCAGAAACCUAAACCUUUUGAAUCCAAGCCAGGUAUCGUUCAAUGUGCCAGAUUUACUUAUGAAGCAACACCAGAUACUACCAAGGGUCUUUUUGGCAGAAAGGCUGAACCAAAGACUGCAGGAUUUGCUCUUGCCCAGUCUGUGGCCGCAGAAGAGCCAGCUCCUGCUUUUGGUUUUGGAGCUCCAGUUGCAAUCUUUGGUGCAGAAACUUAUGGAACUCGUGGUGUAGGCUUUGAUGCACCCAUACCGUAUGGCAAAAUCCCAGUUAGUGGAACGCCGUUUGGUGAAACGCCAGUUAGUGGAAAGCCGUUUGGUGAAUCUGCUGUAAAGUUUGGAGGUCCUCCUGGCACUGUAGCUGGCACAAAGACGCAAGAGACUGCAUUUGGUCAGGGUUUUGGUUCUGCUUCAAGUCGUGGUGUUGGCUUUGGUAAAGCAGCAUCUUAUGGAGCAAGAUAUGGCACACGAAUUGGUGGAACACCAUUUGCUGCAACCACAGGUCUUUUUGCCCACUCAACUGCACCAAAAGAGCAGGAAGCUGUAUCCUUUGGUUUCACUCCCUCUGCCAACAAGAGCACGAGGGAUGAUGGAGGAUCCGCAGGUGGUUUUAGUUUUGGUUGGACUGCAUCAUCAGAUAUGGGACAGAGGGAUCGAGACAGGAGCUCCCCCCUAAUUGGUGACACAAAAAAAGGAUUCAAGUUUGGAGCCCCACUUGAAGAGAAAGAAGAAACAGCAAGCUUUAGCUUUGGUGGACCCAGCCAGAAAGUGGUUCCUCAAGCAGGUUUUGGAGCUGAUCAACAGAUACAGCAGCAACAACAGCAACAACAACAACAGGCUCAGAUGAAUGUCUCUAAUACUGCUCCUCAGAGGAAGAUGCGAAGCAGGCUUCAUGGCGCUAUAGCUACCUUAAGUGAAUCCAGUCAAGCAGAAAUGGUUCCUGAAGCAGGUUUUAUCUCCAAUCAACGGAUGCAGCAGCAACAGGCUCAGAUGGAUGUUCUUCUUACUGCUCCUCCGAGGACAGGUGGUGGAAGGGUUCAUGGCGCUUUAACUAGAUUAGACGAAUCCAGUCAAGCAAAGGUGGUUCCUCAAGCACGUGUUGGCUCUCGAGCUCCUCAACCAGCGAGGAAGACAACUGGUGGCAAGGCUGUUAGAGUUUCUUCAGGAUUCAAGGACAGCUUGGACAUCGUAGACGAGAGUUCACGCGACACUGGCGACUCUUGGAGAGCUAUCAAACGGACCGAGACCCCAACGGCUGGUGAUUUCGACAUGAGGGCCAUGUCCCCUGCCUCAACAAAUGCUGCGCAGUCAGUUGCUUUUCAACAGUUAUCAGCAUCUGCUGCCUUUCUACAGGCACCCCCUUCUGCGCCACCCCCUUGUUCAACAGGCCCCCCUCCUCCUCCACCCCCCUGCCCAGCAGGCUCCCCUCCUCCAGCUGGUGCCCCUCCCCCACCACCCCCUAAGGGCACUCAGCUUCUUAAACCAAGAGCAAGUUUAAAGUCCAAAGCAGCCAUGGCUGCACCACUAAAAAUGCGUUCCCUGCCCUCGAAAGCAUUUGCUCCAUUGCCCCCUCCCCCUCCAAGUUCAGUCGAAAAGCUACCAGACCUAUCAGCAAGCCUGGACAAAGAAGAAGAAGAACUUCAAAUGGUGCUUGUAGAAAGUCUUGCAAUCGCUAGGUAUGAGCAGAUGGAAGAGUUAAAGCCAUUGUCAAGAAGUUUGGAGUUAAGACAAAAGAAGAAGAAGAAACAGGUCGAGAUCCAGGCAAGGCUGGAGGAAGAAAAGGCAUCAUUGGACAAAGUCAUGUACAUGGAUGAAAGCGUUCAAGAAAGAGAUGAAAUGUACAGGACCAGUUUGAGGGGGUUACAUGGUCCAAGAAGAGGUCCUGGUGCAUAUCACUCUGCCAGCUUUCAUCUGACCUCAGGUUCCUUUAGUGGCAGAGAAAUUGAUGUAGUACCAAUCGUGACCACAAGGGGGAGGGUUAUUACAGAGACAACUGUUGACCAAAUCUUUGCUCUGCUAAAGCACACUGACCAGGGGCACUCCUACUGGGAGUUCAGUCCAGAGUUGGACCAGUUGCUUGGGAGUUCCAGUCAGCAGUGCAUCCAGAUAUUCAACACUGCAGGACUCAAAUCUCUGGGUGCGAAUGUUGCCAGGCAGCUGCUGCAGCUGGUGGCCACCUUGCUGGUUGUGCAGCUGCUGAUGCAGCACCUGCCGCAGCUGUUCCCCAGCUGCAGGAGCCUGCUGCACCUGGAUGUGGCGCAUGUGUCGGCCAAGUGGCGCAGUGCAUUGCAGCAGGUGCUCACAUGGGCCAAGGGUGUUGACGCGAUGCACCCAUCAGUGUACUCCCGUUUGGAGCUUGGGAAGAGUUGGGAGGACCUGACCACAAAACUGAUUGGUGUCAGCAAUGCGUAGUAGUCACAUGGCUGAUUUCAGUAACAAAACAGUAGAGGAUAGAAGUUGUCUAUUUUUGGAGUAGCAUGUCAAUAAGUACCAGUAGCACUUCAUAUUUCUUUCAAGAUUUUAUCAUAAAUCUUGAAACGUUUUAAAAUCUUAAGAAACAUCCUGAGAUCUUUUCUAAGAAUCUUGAGACUUGAUAAAAAGAUAAUCAUGCAAAAUCUCAAGAUUGACACG
Molecule: messenger RNA, 7794 nt
Organism: Branchiostoma floridae (Florida lancelet)
Lineage: Eukaryota; Metazoa; Chordata; Leptocardii; Amphioxiformes; Branchiostomatidae
Product: protein mono-ADP-ribosyltransferase PARP4-like
Exons: 41
Coding region: 181-7575 (2464 amino acids)
Molecular function (GO): NAD+ poly-ADP-ribosyltransferase activity
Source: RefSeq, a predicted model, not a curated record